This is a messenger RNA of Seminavis robusta, 1323 nucleotides long. NCBI's taxonomy places the organism in Eukaryota, Bacillariophyta, Bacillariophyceae, Naviculales, Naviculaceae. The record is from the annotation of a GenBank genome assembly.
AUGUUCAAAUACCUCCUCGCCGACAGUCGCCCCUUUCAACGUGAGAAAACCCUACACUGGCCUCAAAGUCAGUCACGAGUGGCGGCAUCAGUUCCUGUCAAACCCAAGAGCCGUCCUUUGCCCACCAUCGCCAAUGCUUUGGCGGAUUUUGAGCUGUUGGAAGAAUGGAGUGAGGUCGGUUCCGAGGAACUACAAGACCUGCUGCUGGGCACAGAGAAUUGUGGAUGCUGUUCGCUUUAUGCAGUGGACUGUGUUGAGCAUUGGCUCUAUUUUGUCUUUACCAAGCCAGAGGACGUGGAAAGUGUCUACCGGGCUCCUUUCUUGUACGGGGGUCAACAAAUGAAUGCUGAUAAGCUGAUCAGGUGUCCGGUAGAAACAGCACAAGACAUUGUUUCUCAGAGGGUGGUCAAAAGCAUCAAUCUACCUCGCUUAAGUUUCAUCUUUGGGGUUCCCCGGUCCGGGACCACACUGCUUUGCAAGAUAGUCCACGCCGCAGGAGCAUACUUCCAAAAUGACCUCCGCAUUGUAUCUCUGUCCGAACCCGAUGUCCUUUCAGAACUUGUCCGAGUCAGGUCCCCUGGCGGCAGUAACGAUGAUUUGAUUGUGGACUAUCUAGAGCUUAUGCUGCCUUGGAUCUGCCGUGGCUUGGACGGGGCUUCUUUGAUUCCUCUCCUCCAAGGUGAUGCCCAGAAGGACCCACCAACAGUCUUCGUCAUCAAGCCCCGUAGUGAAGUGAGUCACAUUAUUGACUUGAUUCAGCGCGCCUAUUCGCGAUUGGUGGCCGGCAAAUGGAUUCAACAUGACACAGCAGAGCGGACAAUCCCUUGCAUUGUAUCGCUUCGUCAAUGUAGUGGUGUAGUCAAGAGCAUGGCCAAGCUAAUGAGCCGGGACAUUCAGCAAGCCAUGGCAUUGACACUCGAGGAAGGAACUGUGGAAGAUCUAAAACGUCAAAUUCCUGUUUUGGCAAGGCAGUAUUCCCAACAAGACGAAAUGGACGAGACUGUUGUAUCGGGAAUUGAAAUUGUGACAGGCAUGUGGUGUUCUUGUGUGGAGAGUUGUGAGAAGUACGUUGCUAACCAUUCGUCUGUGACGGUUCAGUAUGAUGAAUGGAGUCGAGAUCCGAGAAAUCACAUUGACACCAUGUUGAGGCAUCUGAAGUGCACAAUUACUGAAACCGAUGAAGCAUUGAUAGAAGCAUGUUUAAAAGCGAUGGACGAGGAUUCCCAGGCCGGGACCAACAUGAGCGGGCAAGGCAGGACGCUUCAAAAUUGGACUGCGGAACAUGACGAGGACGUGGAAAGGGCAUUGGCAAAGAUGAGAUGA